CGGAGAAAAGGGAAGGCGGAAGUGAGUCUAUGAACCGCAGCAGGAGCGUUGCUAGAGUGAAGUCAGGAUUCUGUUCCUAUCUUUCGUACCCCGUCCUGGUCGGACUGAACCCAGAAAAGCAGGGCAGAAGGGCCCAGUUCAAGUCCUAAGCCCUAGGGCGGGACCGCACAACCAUACUGGAUAUCAAAGACGGUGUUUCAGAGCUUGCCAUUGAAAGGCCUAACUUCCAUUUGCUGGGUGGGGAUGUAGCUAGCUAGCCGAGAGUGUCUGUCUCUUCUGUAGCUAAUCUGCUAGCUACCUACCUACCCACAAAGAGUGAACUAACGUUAGCUAGCUAGCGCCAGUCUGUGCUGAACUCGGCAGGAGACAAAUGCAUCUAACGAUUAUCUCCACGUAUUGACAAUAGCUCCAAAGAAAAGAGGUGAAGCUGGCGUGCGCCUGUGCGCAUGCCUGAGCAGUCGGCCCGGGUGUGAGAGGGAGUGAGUUCGCUGCCUUGCCUGGCUGAAUCUCUCACUGCCCUGGACAUGAUGGGGCCGCGCCGGAAGUCCACCAAAACACAGAGCGCAGGAGGGGGGUCGGCUGAUCCCCUCAGGCUAGAGGAGCCCAAGGACUACAUCAACGAGCUGUCUCACGAAGUGCUCUGCCACAUAUUCCGGUACCUGCCCAUGCAGGACAUCAUGUGCAUGGAGUGCCUGUCGCGGAAGCUGCGGGAGGCGGUGACGCUCUACCUGCGCGUGGUCAAGGUGGUGGACCUGUGCGCCAGUCGCUGGUGGGAGUACAUGCCCUCAGGCUUCACGGACUCCAGCUUCCUCAUGCUGCUGAAGAAGAUGCCGGAUCUGGAGCAGCUGUACGGCCUGCACCCGCGCUACCUGGAGCGCCGCAGGGUGCGCGGGUACGAGGCCUUCAGUAUCCCCGGGGUCCUGGAGGCCCUGCAGGCCUGCCCCAAUCUGCUGGGGGUGGAGACGUCUCACCUGGAGCUGGUGGAGGCCGUCUGGAACUACAUGCCCCAGGUGCACAUCCUGGGGAAGUUCCGCAACCGCAACGGCGCUUUCCCCAUCCCCCCGGAAAACAAGCUCACCAUUCCCGUCGCCGCCAAAAUACAGACCCUGCACCUCGUAGGGGUCAACGUGCCAGAGAUCCCCUGCGUGUCCAUGCUCAGGCACCUCUACCUGAAGUGGGUGCGCCUGACCAAACCCCAGCCUUUCAAGGACUUCCUGUGCGUGAGCCUGCGCACCUUCGUCAUGAGGAACUGCGCCGGCCCCACCAACUCGCUCAAGUACGUGCCGCUGGUGACCGGCCUGGCCUCCGCCCGCAACCUGGAGCAGCUGGAGCUGGUCAGGGUGCCCUUCCUGGGGGGCCUGAUCCAGCACGUGGUGGAGGACAGCUGGAGGUCCGGUGGGUUUCGCAAUUUGCACACUAUCGUGUUUGGUGCCUGUAAGAAUGCGCUGGAAGUUGACCUGGGCUACCUCAUUAUUACUGCAGCUCGCAGGCUGCAUGAAGUUCGAAUCCAGCCUUCCCUAACCAAAGACGGGGUAUUCUCCGCACUGAAGAUGGCCGAGCUGGAGUUCCCUCAGUUUGAGACUUUGCACCUUGGAUAUGUGGACGAGUUCCUGUUGCAGUGUAAAAUGAGCCAUUCGGAGCUCGUGAAGUACGGCCUGGCGGACGUGAUUGAGAAUCCUGGCAUCAUCACGGACAUCGGAAUGAAAGCUGUCAAUGAAGUCUUCUCCUCCAUCAAGUAUCUGGUCAUCUAUAACUGCCCACACCUCCACAAUCCUCACAACUGGAUCACAGAUCACUCGCGCUGGAGCCGGCUGGUGGACCUGACGCUGGUGCGCUGCCACGCCAUCAAGCUGGAGUCCUUCAGCCAGUUCAUCGAGAUGCUGCCCAGCCUCGAGUUCAUCUGCCUGGACCAGAUGUUCCGCGAGCCGCCCAAGGGCUGUGCCCGGGUGGGUCUGAGCGCGGGCACGGGCAUCGGCGUCUCCUCGGCGCUGGUUAGCAACCAGAACUCCAACAACGACAACGACAACAACAACAACAACAACCACCAGAACAACAACGGCAACAUCCCGCCCGCCAACGACGAGAACGGAAACGAGCCGGGUAGAGUUCCACAGCAGCAGCAGAACAACCAGGAGGAUCUGAAUGAGGUGGAGGAGGUUAUGCAGGAGAACAUGGAGGUGGAGCCAGUGCCUGUGGCAGCCAAUCAGGAAGAGGAAGCUCCAGGCCCCAGCCAAUCCACCAGCUCCACGCUGGACCUGGACGAGGAGCAAGCAGGCCCCAGUGGGGUUCAGUCGGCUGUGAAGAAGCAGCCCGUCGUGGUGUCGGACUCUGACAGCGAGGAUGAGGAGGAGCCUGACAGGCGCCUGGGCGUGGCCCGGACUGGACCUGCGUACCAGGAGCCCGGGGAGAAGGGGGCUCGGCCCGAGGAGCCGGGCGGACAGAACAGUAAAGGGAAGACGCCCCUGCGGAGGAGAGCGCCCCCGCUCCACGAGCGCAGCUGUGAGAAGGGUUGCCAGGUGACCAGCGAGCAGAUCAAAGCGGACAUGAAGGCGGCGUCGGAGACGCCCGAGCGGGGGUGCACCACGGGGGGCUGCGUGUGCUCCAUACGCUGGCGGGAAGACUCGGCCAAUCAGGAGGAGGGGGCGGGCGGGGCGGCGGCCGGGGGCGAGGGCACCGUCAGGACUCGCUGCACCUGCAGCAGGGCUCGCCCCGGCCCGGAGGGGGGGCGGACUCGAGGCGGGGCGCACCCCCCGAAUGCGUCGGGGGGCGGGGACAACCCGGCCGCCCGGGAGCCCGCGCGCGGGCCGACGGAAGGGGGCGGAGCCGCCUCGGGGGAGGGGUCACGGCCGAGGGAGGCGGGGGGCUCGGAGGCCCCGCCCAGGACGCGGGGGGUGUCGCAGCAGCACGCGCCUCAGGACAGGCCUCACAGGGAGGGGUUUCCACGACGACCCGUCACCCGGGCCCGGAGUAGGCUCUCCAGCGUCCCCCUGGUGUCCGAAUCAGAGCUGUCGAAACCAAAGCCCCGCGUCGCCGUCAAGAGGAAACGCAUGGCCGACAAGUCCACCAGCACCAGCGACCCGGUCACCGAGGACGACCACGUGCAGGUGCUGACGCUGAAGUCCAAAAACCUGGUGGGGAUCACGCUCACCAACUGCGGGAUCACGGACCUGGUGCUGAAGGACUGCCCCAAAAUGAUGUUCGUUCACGCAACGCGCUGCCGGGUGCUGAAGCACCUGAAGGUGGAGAGCGCGCCCAUCGUGAACCGCUUCGACUACGCCCAGUGCAAGAAGCUGGACAUGGAGCAGGUCCUGGACCAGAUCCUGCGCAUGCCCCCCGAGAGGAACCGCAUCAUCUACAUGCGCCCCAUGCAGCAGGUGGACUCCUUAGCCCUGGAGAGGAAGCUGUUUUGCGGGCCGUACCCCUACCACAUCGGCAUCAUCCACGAGUUCAGCAACCCCCCCAACGUCAGGAACAAAGUGCGCGUCCGCAGCUGGAUGGACACCAUCGCCAACAUCAGCCAGGAGCUCAUCAAGUACGAGUUCUUUCCUGAGGCGACCCGGACGGAAGAGGACGUCAAGAAGUACACCAGCUACCCGUGGGGCCGGGACAUCUACACCUUAGAGGGCGUGGUGGACGGCGCGCCGUAUUCCAUGAUCACGGACUUCCCGUGGCUGCGUACGCUACGCACCGCCGAGCCCAACAGCUACGCGCGCUACGACUUCGAGGACGACGAGAGCACCACCAUCUACGCGCCCCGGCGGAAGGGCCAGCUGUCGGCGGACAUCUGCAUGGAGACGAUCGGGGAGGAGAUCUCGGAGAGGCGGCAGACGCGGCGCGGCGUGUUCCAGCGCGUGGUGGCCAUCUUCAUACACUACUGUGACGUGCGCGGCGAGCCCGUGGAGGACGACUACAUCUAGCGCCCCCUGCUGGCCGAGAGGGGGGUGUGGGGGCGGCGGGCGGCGGGGGGAAAGCAAACGGUGCAGGGGGGUAGGGGGCGGAGCCUCCCGUCCUCAGCCCUCACUGAGCUCCGCCCCCCUGCCGCCGCCGACUCCGCCCACAAUGACUGUUGCCAGGGAGACUAGCGAGUGACUGAAUGUGGUGACUUAGUGAGGCACUGGGGCAGAUCGAGUGGCCUUGAUUUUGUGUUGUUGACUUUUACCUUAUCAGGGGGGGUAAAGGCUGCCCUCAUGUACACAUUCAACAGCCAUUAUUCUAGGUUUUUUUUUUUUUUUGUGAGUGUGGUUUUCCAUCUAUGGCGAAUGGCUGUGGGGGCGGGGGGGGUUCCCCUUGAUCAUGAUUUGUUUUUGCUGUCCUACCUGGCUAGGAUUUGGGUGGCUGAUGAUGACAUUGCACGGUCUCGAGCGAUACACUGCUUUCGGCGAGAGGCAGUGGCGUCGGCGGUGGGGUCAGAGAGGCGUGCGCUGUGGCCUGUAGAUCAACACUCAGCAGCACACAGGGAAGUGUACAUGCACACACAUGUACUGGGGAGAAACCCACGUGGCAAAAAAAAAAAAAAAAAAAAAAAAGGAACUUUCUUGAGGAGGGCAACUCAAGAUAGCCUCCAUGGGAUGUCAAGUAUUAAAAGAGCAGCACUGUUAUUCUUUUUUUUUUUUUUUUUUUUUUUAAUCCUUUUUUUCCCCCAUUUUUCUUCCUAUCCUUGAAAGGGUCUUUCCCUGUUAUGUGUACGUUUGAGAGUUGAAUCCUGCCGUAGGGAGUGUGACUGUUUGAGUUCUUUCCUUGCCUCCUACCUCUGGUGCUCAGACACAGGCUUCAGGAGAGCACCCGCUUGCAAAGCUAGAUGCUAGAAGUGCCCUUAGGUUCGUUUGUGAUGAUCUUUUUUUUUUUUUGUCAGUUAUUUUUUAAAAUUAUUAUUAUUAUUAUUAUUAUUAUUAUUGUUAUUAUUUUGGCUUCAUUUUAAGGAGGUUUCCCUUGUUUUAGUCUUCUUUCUCACUUUUGCUGUUUGUAGUAGUGUCAGUGGGGGUAGGUAUAUUUCGUUGACACUGGUGCGAGUCCCGGACACAUGGGGCAAAACCGCAAACCGUUCCGUAGCCUUCAGAAGGAGCUCCGUAGUCUCAGAGGAAACUUUUUCGUUUGCUGGAUUUAUUGCCGUCUUCUUCGAUUCCUCCCCAAGCUUCUGAAAGAACAAAAAUAACAAUGUACUCCGGUACCAGAGGUCUUUUUCGCACAAACAUUUAAACUCACCCCCCACCCCUCCCCACCACCCUCUUAAUUCAACCCAGGUUUCAGGAGUCCAAAAAAACGAAAAAAAAAGCUGGUUUGGAUCGAGGGCUUAGCUGGUUAGGUUCCAAACUUGAACCCUCAAACUGCCACCUCCGGAAGAUUCUGCUUGUUUGUGUCCCCGACGCGAGUCAUCCUCUUGCCAUAAAAGCCAGCGUGCGCAACGUGUGCGUGUGUGGAAUUCCCAGAGCGUUCUAUCAUUUCAGAGGGAACAUGGGGGAGAACACUUCCAGUGUUAAUGAUUAUUAUUAUUAUUAUUAUUUUUCAUUUGCAUUGAAACGUUGAGGGAGAAUGGAAAUUUUCUUCUGGAUGCAUUAGGGAGGUUUAAAUAGAUCCAUAAGACAUAACCCCCCCCCCCAUGGUGUCACCCAGCAUUGGAAGCUGGGUUCCCACAGUCCUGAACAGGAAGUGAGAUAUGUGUAUGCGAGUAAACAUACACUUUUUGUCUUAAAUUACACAUGCGUGAUGCUGAGUAAGAAAAACUGUGAACUCUGUGUUCCUUAAGUCUUCUGUAAAAAAAUAAAAUAAAAUUUAAAAAAGGAAAAAAAAAUAAUAAAAAAGAGAAAAGAAAGGGCACUGUUUUAAGAGUUUGAAAGCCAUUAAAGUGUGUUACUCCCAUUCUUGCUGCUCUGGUUUCUGCCUUCUCUGGGUGACUCCCGCUACCUGUUUAUCAGUGACAAGCCGGGCGAUGCUUGUGGAUCGAACCUAUAGCCACGCUAAGCACUGCAAAAACCUGUGUACAAAACCCAUGUACAGAUAAUGCUGUAUUUAAAGGAUCUUCCAAGAUUUGUUUUAUAUGUUUAUAUAAAAAAAAAUAACUAUUUCACAUAAUAAAAAGGGAGAAAUUAA
Anguilla rostrata (American eel) is the source of this 6087-nucleotide messenger RNA. RefSeq names its product F-box protein 38 (gene fbxo38). The transcript has 21 exons. Gene Ontology annotation, biological process: protein K48-linked ubiquitination; SCF-dependent proteasomal ubiquitin-dependent protein catabolic process. Gene Ontology annotation, molecular function: protein binding. Gene Ontology annotation, cellular component: nucleus; cytoplasm. Lineage: Eukaryota; Metazoa; Chordata; Actinopteri; Anguilliformes; Anguillidae. The coding region runs from base 525 to 3917 and encodes 1130 amino acids. The record is from RefSeq and is a predicted model, not a curated record.